GAGAAGACUAUCUCCAUCGUGUUCGUGAGAGGCGGUUUCAUAUUGUUUCCAGUCCACUCUCGCGACACUUCCUGUUGCCCCAUUAGGCCGCUGCUAGCACUCCUGCUACUUAACGUGUUCCCGCGCCGCUUAACCUGCUCCAGUCCCCAAGUUUGACGGCACUGCCCACCACCUAUUUAUACGACCCAACUCCCCUUCCUUGUUCUCCACUCUUUAGUUCUCUGCCCAACGGAACCCUUUCUCUUCUUGUGCUUUUCUCAUCUUGCCGCUGUUUCAAGCUCUGAUGGCCCUGGAAACUUCGGCACCGGUGCCGGCUUCGGUGUUGAAGUCUAGUGUUGCUGAAUCGAGAGAAGCGGCGGUGGCGCCGCAGCAGGUGGAGGGGUGGGCAAAGCGGAAGCGGUCGAAGCGUCACCGCUUCUUUGAUCACCACUCGACCGAAGAGGAGUACCUGGCGCUCUGCCUCAUGAUGCUUGCCCACGGCGGUGGCGAAGCCGGUCAACGCCUCCCGUUCCCCACGCCACCGCCGCCACCGGAGACAAGGCAGAAAUACAAGUGCUCCGUCUGCGGCAAGGCCUUCAGUUCCUACCAGGCCCUUGGUGGCCACAAGGCCAGCCACCGGAAGCCCAACAUCCCCGGCGGCGGAGCGGAGGAGGUGGACUCUAUCGGCUCCACUGUCGCCAGCACCAUCUCGUCGUCGGGCGGCGGCAGUGGGAGGGCGCACGAGUGCUCGGUGUGCCACAGGACGUUCCCGACGGGGCAGGCGCUGGGAGGCCACAAGAGACGCCACUACGAAGGCGGCGCCACCGCUGGAGCCACCGGAGGGAGCGGGGUGACGACGCUGGAGGCGGCGAGCUCGGGGCCGAGGGUGUUCGAUCUGAACCUGCCGCCGCUGCCGGAGUUCGGGUUCGAAGCCGCAGAAAGUUGGUGUUUGGCGGCGGCCGACGACGAGGAGGUGCAGAGCCCUCUGUCGCUGAAGAAGCCGGCGUUAUCGAUUUCAACUUAAAAGAAAGGCGGCGGUCGCAGGUCGCUGAAGAAGCCGGGGUUCUCGAUUUGGACUUACAGAAAGAAGGCGGUCGCAGAAGAUCCUGCGACCGCCUUUGUUUAGUUUAUUAUUAUUUUUUAAGUUUUGGGUUUGGAAUGAUGUCAUAAUUAUUUGUUGGUGUACAGGGAAUUACCAAUUAUUUUUUGUAUACUGUUCACAAGAUUUGUAUCUUUUUCUUAUUGUGUUGGUUAGAGAUAAUUAUAAGGUUAUUAUCAUCACUUUUUUAGAAGGUAUGGA
Messenger RNA from Elaeis guineensis (African oil palm), 1279 nucleotides. Its product is annotated as zinc finger protein 1. Gene Ontology annotation, biological process: regulation of DNA-templated transcription. Gene Ontology annotation, molecular function: DNA-binding transcription factor activity; transcription cis-regulatory region binding. The record is from RefSeq and is a predicted model, not a curated record. NCBI's taxonomy places the organism in Eukaryota, Viridiplantae, Streptophyta, Magnoliopsida, Arecales, Arecaceae. Gene Ontology annotation, cellular component: nucleus.